AUGAGAUCCUCACGGUGGCCUUGCGCGCGUUGUGCUGUAUGGAGCACCGCGGCGCCUGCAGCGGCGGCAUGGAGAGCAACUCCGCUUUGUGGGGGGGACGACAGCGGGGACGGCGCAGGCAUCAUGACCCAGAUUCCGUGGGAGCUGUUUGGUGCAGACGUGAGCUUGCCAGAGGACAAGAGCGCCUGCGCGGUCGGCAUGCUGUUCCUCUCCAAGGACCGUGACGUCCGCAUCAACGCGAAGAUGAAGCUGGAAAGCUCAUUGACGCAGGAGGGCUUCGACAUCCUCGGGUACCGCAUCGUCUCCGUGGAUCCCACGGUUCUCGGCCAGCGAUCUGCGCAGACAGAGCCCUGGAUGGAGCAGAUCUUCGUUUCGCACCCCACAGCUCGGGGCCCUGAGCUGGAGAACCUCCUGUACAUCGCGCGCAAGCGGGUAGAGGACCGGCUCUCCUACGAUGAGCUCUAUGUAGCCUCCCUUUCUCCCAAGACCAUUGUGUACAAGGGCAUGCUGAAAUCCUCGGCCAUUACACGCUACUACAAGGAUUUGAACGACCCACGUUUCAAGGUCCAGUACGCCUUGUGGCACCGCAGGUUCAGCACCAACACCAUGCCGCGAUGGCCUUUGGCGCAGCCCUUCCGGUACUUGGGCCACAACGGUGAGAUCAACACUAUCCAGGGCAACUACAACUGGACUCGUGCUCGCUCUGGUUCCUUCGAGCACCCGAACUUUGGCUACCGCAUGCGGGAGGUGCUGCCGCCGUGCAGGGCGGAGAACAGUGACUCGGGGAACAUGGAUUGCUAUCUGGAAUUGAUGCUGCGCUGUAAUCGCGAGCUGCCGGAAGCGCUCAUGAUGAUGAUUCCGGAAGCCCACAAGGCGAAAGCAAGCUCGGAGGAUGUGGAUGCAGUCGCCGAGUUCUACGAGUACUGGGGGGCUUUGCAGGAAGCUUGGGAUGGCCCCGCAUUGGUGGCUUUCUGCGACGGGGAGUACAUGGGCGCCGCCUUGGAUCGCAACGGCCUGCGCCCGGCGCGGUACGUCCAGCUCAACGAUGGAACCUGCGUGGUGAGCUCGGAAACGGGGAUCUUGGAGUCGAGCCUUUUCCCGGCCGAGAUGUUCAAGUCCAAGGGACGUUUGGGGCCUGGCAAAAUGGUGGCCAUCGACCUCCACACCGGCGAGCUCAUCGAAAACGAGGAGCUGAAAGAGAAGAUGGCAUCGAAAAGGCCGUAUGGCGCCUGGAACAAGGUCUUCCGUGAGGACUUGGAGCAGCAGCCCUUUCUGGCGGCGGAUCACGAGCUUCUGGUCCCAAAGGCCAUCGAGGAGCAUUUGAUGACUUUGCAGUUCGACAUGGGCUACACUAUCGAGGACGUGGAGAUGGUGGUGGAGGCCAUGGCACAAACGGGCAAAGAGCCCACCUUCUGCAUGGGCAACGAUAAGCCUUUGGCCAUCUUGUCGGACAGGGCGCACGUCCUGUACGAUUACUUCCCCCAACGCUUCGCUCAGGUGACGAACCCGGCCAUCGACCCAUACCGGGAGUCCCUGGUCAUGUCCACCGAGGUGUUUUUGGGAAGACAAGGCAACCUGAUGGCCGAGAGCCCCACGUACUUUCAGAACAAGGCCAACACUCGCUUAAUGAAGAUUGACUCGCCCUUCCUCAACGAGAGGCAGCUAUACGCCAUCAAGAACAGCGGGCUGCUGACAGUGCAGGUCAGCACGCGCUACGACUUCAGCAAGGGCCCGGGAGCGCUGGAAAAGGCGGUGUCGGACCUCUGCUACGAGGCCUCCAACGCCAUUCGCAACGGCGCGGAGCUGAUCGUUUUGUCCGACGUGCCACGGAACUCGGACUUCAUGGGGCCCUCCGAUGUGAAGGACUUGGGGGUGGAGGAGUCGGUGCUAGCCAUCCCUCCGCUGCUGGCCGUGGGGGCGGUUCACCAUUAUCUCAUCCAGCAGGGCCUGCGCACCCAGGCUUCGCUGGUGGUGAGCACGGGCCAGUGUUGGAGCACCCACCACUUCGCCGCUUUGAUCGGCUACGGCGCCUCUGCGGUGUGCCCCUACCUGGUGCUGGCGCACAUCCGGAAGUGGCACGCCACCGACAAGGGCAAGGCCAAGGCUGAUGGACAAACUGUGGAGGAGGUGCAGGAGAACUACAAGCGGGCCAUCAACGCGGGCCUCAAGAAGAUCAUGUCCAAGAUGGGCAUCUCGGUCCUGGAGUCCUACCGUGGGGCUCAGAUCUUCCAGUGCAUCGGCCUCGACCAGAAGGUCAUUGACCGGGCCUUCACAGGCACGCCCUGCAGCGCUGGGGGCUUGAGCUUCACGGACAUCGCCAACGAGUCCAUGAUGUUCCAUCGCCGCGCCUUCCCCCAACUCGACGAGGCGCCGGCUGCGGAGAAGUUGGAGUUCGCGGGCUGGUACAAGUAUAUCAAGGCCAAGGGGGAGUUCCACAUGAACAACCCUGACAUGGCCCGGGCCUUGCACAAGGCGGUGCAAAACAAAGAGCCCUUGGCCUACGAGGAGUACCGGCGCCAGAUCAUGGACGGCCGCCCCAUCACGGCCAUCCGUGAUCUUUUGGACUUCUCCUCGGAUCGCCAGCCGGUGCCGCUGCAAGAGGUGGAGGACGCCGUGUCCAUUUGCAGCCGCUUCGUGACGGGCGGCAUGUCGUUGGGCGCCUUGUCGCGAGAGGCCCACGAAGUCAUCGCCCUGGGCAUGAACCGCGUGGGGGGGAUGAGCAACAGCGGGGAGGGCGGUGAGGACCCUUUGCGCUACGCGCCGAUCCAGGACGUGGACGAGGAUGGCAACUCGCAAUCCUUUCCCCACCUCAAGGGUCUGAGGAACGGGGAUUCGGCCACCUCGGCGACGAAGCAGGUGGCGUCGGGUCGCUUUGGCGUGACUGCAGCGUACCUGCGAAGCGCUAAGCAGCUCGAGAUCAAGAUUGCCCAGGGUGCCAAGCCGGGGGAGGGAGGCCAACUUCCAGGGCCCAAGGUGGACGAGUACAUCGCCCGACUGCGAAACAGCGUGCCUGGAGUGGAGCUCAUCUCGCCCCCGCCGCACCACGACAUUUAUUCCAUCGAGGACCUGGCACAGCUCAUUUUCGAUCUGCACCAGGUGAGCCCCGAGGCGAAGGUCUCGGUGAAGCUGGUGGCCUCUGCGGGCAUCGGCACCAUCGCCGCAGGGGUGGCCAAGGCAAACGCUGAUGUCAUCCAGAUCUCCGGGCACGAUGGCGGAACCGGCGCGUCUCCCUUGAGCAGCAUCAUGCACGCGGGCGGGCCCUGGGAGCAGGGCCUCUCAGAGGUGCAGGCGGUCUUAUCGCAGAACGGUCUGCGGAACCGUGUGACGUUGCGCGUGGACGGGGGCAUCAAGACGGGCUGGGACGUGGUGGUGGCGGCGAUGAUGGGCGCGGAAGAGUUCGGUUUCGGAAGUGUGGCCAUGAUUGCCGAGGGGUGCAUCAUGGCUCGGGUGUGCCACAUGAACCGCUGUCCCGUGGGCGUGGCGACACAGCGCGAAGAUCUGAGGAAGAAGUUUCCCGGAACGCCCGAGCACGUGGCGAACUUCAUGCUCUUUGUGGCCGAGGAGGUUCGGACCAUCAUCGCCGCACUGGGCUACACGUCCUUAGACGAGGUGAUCGGCCGGGGGGACUUGCUCUCCCCGCGCGCCGAGGGCUCCAUGCGGACCAACGUGCCGCAGCCCGCCGUGGCAUCCCAACCGCCAAAGCAAAGGAAGCCAAAGAAACUGUCCAAGACAGCCAAAGUUGACUUGACAAGCUUCUAUGCGGAGGAGAGGCCAGACGAGGAGACGCGUCUUGCCUGGGUAGGUGCGAAACGGGACACCCCGGCGCACAGCAACGGCCCAGUGUUGGACGAGGAGAUCCUGGCGGAGGAGGAGGUGGCGAAGGUCAUCGAGGAGAACGGCGGCCGUGCACAGCUGGCCAUGGACAUCCGGAACACCCAUCGCUCAGUGGGCGGCCGCAUCGCCGGCGUCAUCGCCGCCAGGCAUGGGGACUAUGGCUUCCAGGGCGAAGUUCAUCUGAACUUCGCCGGCUCCGCCGGGCAGUCCUUCGGAGUGUGGAACACCGGGGGGGUCUUUCUCAAGGUGACCGGGGACUGCAAUGACUACGUUGGCAAAGGCAUGAACGGUGGCUGCAUCGUGGCCGUGAAGCCCGAGGAGAGUUCCUUUGCAGCUCAGGAGAACGUCAUCGCGGGAAACACCUGCCUCUACGGCGCCACUGGCGGCGAGGUCUUCCUCAGCGGCCGCGUGGGCGAGCGCUUCGGCGUGCGGAACGCGGGCUGCCGGGCCGUGGUGGAGGGCGCCGGGGACCACCUCGCGGAGUACAUGACCAACGGUGUCAUCGUCGCGCUGGGGCGGAUCGGGCGCAACGUGGGGGCCGGGAUGAGUGGGGGACUGCUGUACAUCUAUGAGCCGGAGGACAAGGGCAUCCAGCUCAAUGCAGACAAUGAGGCGAACGCCUUCCGUGUGACCUCAGAGCUCGGAAGGGCGCAGCUGAAGGAGUUGGUCGAGAAGCACUUGGAGUUUACCGGCAGCAGUCGCGCCAGUGAGAUCCUGGAGGACCAAUCAUUCCUGAGAUUCGAUUCGGGCUUUUUGAAGCGGAGUCAGAAGGAGUGUGGGAGGCCCGACGAGCCCGGCUAUGGCACAUGGGCGUCUCAAAAUUGGGGGGCGGCGUCAGGGGGCACAGGCUCCCUUCGUUCAGAUACCGCCGAAAUCGAGAGCAUCGAGAAUCGAGCCAUGGGCCGCAGCAGGUCGCCGAAGCGACUGAGUGUGGAGGAGGAUGUGAGAGCCGCCCACAAGGUCCGGGAGGAUUACCAGCCCCCAGGGCAAUCCAAAUUCCGCGUGAGCGCGGUGUUGCGCUUCACGCGCCCAGAUGGCUCCACAGAUACCAUUGAGGCGGUCAAUGCAGAGCCCCACGAUGCCAACAUCCGUGGCGCCAUUUGCGCGGAGCGGGCGGCCCUCUGUGCCUUUCAGAAGGCAGAGGCUGGCGCAGGCUCGAAAAUCACGCGAGUGGUGUGCGCCACUGACAGCAAGGAUCCUAUUUUCCCGGGCCCCCUAUGCCGGGAAUUCCUCACGGCCGUUUGCGACCCCUCCGUCGAGAUUGUCGCUACGGGCGCCGGUGGCUCGGGUACUCCCGCGCCGGUGGCGGUGGCGGCGUUGGGGGAGCUGCUGCCGCUCCCCUCGCUGUAUAGGAAAUGCGGCCAGGAGGCGGCGGGGACGCAGGCGCAGCGGCUGAGCUUGAAGGCUGAGGUGCCUCAGGAGGAAGAGAUGAAGAAGGCCUACCAGGAGGCCCUGCAACUGGCGCAAAAGCAGGAGGCCCAGACCGUGGUAUACCCUUUGGUCUUCGCGGCGGCGGUAUGCUUCGAGGAUGGCACGGUGGCCACUGCCUCCGAGCUGAAGGGCAUUGAGUACGGCUGUACGGUGGACGCGGUGUCCCUGCUGAUGCCGGAGCUCAUCCGGGCGAGGGCCAAACAGCUCGCUGCCAAGGUGGUGGUCCAGGUGGACAACCACGGCCUUGCGCAUGCCCCAUUCGCCGGGGCGCGGAGCCUGCUCGUCGAGCACGGCUUCGGGCACGUGCUGAUGGCAGCCCACGGGGACGAAGGGCAAUGGCUGAAGCCCAUUAGCGCCAAGGAGUCCCUGCCAAAGAUGCAGAUACUGUACUUUUAA
Molecule: messenger RNA, 5661 nt
Organism: Effrenium voratum
Lineage: Eukaryota; Dinophyceae; Suessiales; Symbiodiniaceae
Source: the annotation of a GenBank genome assembly